AUGGUGAUCACGGCAAGGGUCCCACCUUUACUCUCAUCAUUACCACGGCCGACUAGGUGGAUCGCAGCCUUAAGAUCGAGCCCGUCGACCCUAGUCAACGCCAGCGCCAGAACCGUUUGGGCCCGCUUGCGACCGCGACCGACGGCACGGCUAUACCACGCGGCUGUUUGGCCUUCCUACGGCGUCACCACCCCGGUCCCCGACCGCAACGACCUCGCCCUCACCAAGGCGCCCUUUCGUUUCGAGACGGGCUAUGCUCUCUGCGCGAAGCGUCCCUCGCGUCCCUUUCCUCCGCCCUUUCUAUCCCCGCCUUCUACAUCCUUCUCCGAUCCCUUGACGACCCAUUCACUGAGCCAGGAUAAGAGAUUAUCCGUCAAGGGCGAACUGGUUCGUGGCUUAAACAAUGGGGACGACGCCAUCGUGGUUGCGGAGAACUUCCUUGGGGUAGAUGAUGGUGUAGGUGCAUGGGCGACAAAGCCCCCGCUUUGGUCAAGACUCCUUUUACACUUCUGGGCACUCGAACUUGAGCGCCGAGUCUCUGCAGAUGCCCCUAGCCUCGACCCUAUCGAGUACCUCCAAUCGGCUUACGAGGAGACGCUUCAAGCAACCACUACCCCUACCGAGUGGUUUGGAACCACCACGUCGGCAACAGCCCUUCUGCACUGGACUCAGGAGCAGGAUGGCACUCGGAAGCCACUUCUCUACGUGACAAAUCUUGGGGAUUGCAAGGUGAUUGUGAUCCGCCCAAGCGAGGAGAAAGUCCUGUUUCGCACCACCGAACAAUGGCAUUGGUUCGACUGUCCCAUGCAGUUGGGAACAAACAGCGUCGACACGCCGCGAAAGGACGCAGUGCUAUCCAAAAUUGCCUUACAAGAAGACGACAUCGUUCUAGCGGUAUCUGAUGGCGUCAUGGAUAACCUGUGGGAGCACGAGGUCGUCAAAGUGGUUCUGGACAGUCUUCAAAAAUGGGAUAACGGAGGAUCUCUCGACGUACCUUCGCCACUAGAUUCGUCCAAUGAUCGCAUGGUUUACGCGGCUCGAGAGGUGCUGUCUGCAGCUUUGAAUAUUGCGCAAGAUCCUUUUGCGGAGAGCCCCUAUAUGGAGAAGGCGAUAGAUGAAGGCCUUGCGAUUGAGGGAGGUAAAAUGGACGACAUCUCGGUCGUCAUUGCGUCCUGCAAAAAGCGAGACGGAUGA
Penicillium atrosanguineum is the source of this 1194-nucleotide messenger RNA. RefSeq lists its product as uncharacterized. The transcript is spliced from 3 exons. The coding region runs from base 1 to 1194 and encodes 397 amino acids. The record is from RefSeq and is a predicted model, not a curated record. Lineage: Eukaryota; Fungi; Ascomycota; Eurotiomycetes; Eurotiales; Aspergillaceae.